Messenger RNA from Trypanosoma cruzi, 613 nucleotides. RefSeq names its product elongation factor 2, putative. Gene Ontology annotation, biological process: translational elongation. Gene Ontology annotation, molecular function: translation elongation factor activity; GTPase activity; ribosome binding. The annotation marks the transcript as partial. Gene Ontology annotation, cellular component: ribonucleoprotein complex; cytosol. Lineage: Eukaryota; Euglenozoa; Kinetoplastea; Trypanosomatida; Trypanosomatidae. The transcript has a single exon. The record is from RefSeq and is a predicted model, not a curated record.
AUGGUAAACUUCACUGUUGAUGAGGUCCGUGCGCUCAUGGACUACCCCGAACAGAUCCGCAACAUGUCCGUGAUUGCACACGUUGAUCACGGCAAGUCGACGUUGUCCGACUCGCUUGUGGGGGCUGCCGGUAUCAUCAAGAUGGAGGAUGCCGGUGACAAGCGCAUUAUGGACACCCGUGCCGACGAGAUUGCGCGUGGUAUUACGAUCAAGUCAACCGCCAUUUCCAUGCACUACCACGUGCCGCCGGAGAUCAUCGCCGACCUCCCCGACGACAAGCGUGACUUCCUGAUCAACCUGAUCGACUCUCCCGGGCACGUGGACUUCAGCUCCGAGGUGACCGCGGCACUCCGUGUGACCGACGGUGCCCUCGUUGUUGUCGAUUGCGUGGAGGGUGUGUGUGUGCAGACGGAGACGGUGCUGCGCCAGGCACUGACGGAGCGUAUCCGCCCUGUUGUGUUCAUCAACAAGGUGGACCGCGCCAUCCUGGAGCUGCAGCUGGAUCCCGAGGAGGCGUACCAGGGCUUCGUGAAGACGCUGCAGAACGUGAAUGUCGUGAUUUCUACGUACAACGAUCCUGUGAUGGGCGACGUGCAGGUGUACCCCGAGAAGG